GAAAAACAUUAUACGGAUUCCCUUUCAAAGGAUUUCUGAGCCCGCGAAUUUUAGACAAGAUGAGCAAGGCUCACCCUCCUGAGGUGAAAAAAUUUAUGGACAAGAAGUUACCAUUGAAAUUAAAUGGUGGCAGACAUGUCCAAGGAAUAUUGAGAGGAUUUGAUCCCUUUAUGAAUCUUGUGAUAGAUGAAUGUGUGGAGAUGGCAACUAGUGGGCAACAGAACAAUAUUGGAAUGGUGGUAAUACGAGGAAAUAGUAUCAUCAUGUUGGAAGCCUUGGAACGAGUUUAAAUAGUAACUGUUCGGCAGAGAAAUCCAUUCCCCUCUUCCGAGCACUAGCUAU
Messenger RNA from Fukomys damarensis (Damara mole-rat), 342 nucleotides. Its product is annotated as small nuclear ribonucleoprotein G-like. The transcript has a single exon. Gene Ontology annotation, biological process: mRNA splicing, via spliceosome; spliceosomal snRNP assembly. The record is from RefSeq and is a predicted model, not a curated record. Gene Ontology annotation, cellular component: U5 snRNP; U12-type spliceosomal complex; SMN-Sm protein complex. Bases 60 to 290 code for a protein of 76 amino acids. Gene Ontology annotation, molecular function: RNA binding. Lineage: Eukaryota; Metazoa; Chordata; Mammalia; Rodentia; Bathyergidae.